GCUGCCAGUGAAGCGAGCCUUGGUACCACUUGAAUAAAGCUGGUGCUGUUUCCUGAAGAUGGUGUGUUAUUCUGUAAGUGUGAUCCUCUCCUCCGGCUUCACCCUGAACAUCUAGGAUGUCCUGUGGUAUUUCCGACAGCAGCAGCUCCUUCGCUCAAACAAUUGAAUAGAAGGAAGCGCUGCUGGCUGACUUUUUCCUCCCUCAGAGACGCACUUCCUCCAGCCCUUCAGUCGAGCUCGAGCGAGGCCGGAGGACGCAGGAGGAACAUGGAGGUCCCGCUCCUACUUUUCUUUCUGCUCUGGAGAUCCAGCUGUGCGUACACAUCUCCAGCCACCUCCACCUUUUCUUCAUCCACACCGCUGGACCUGUCUAACUCCACCCAAACCAUCAGGAGUCCUGGGAACGCUGUCACGGAAAAUCUGUCACCUCCAGAUGUUUCCCCUGCAGUCACCCACCUAUCCCCUUUAAAUGGCACAGCUGCUUUUACCAUGGACCAGUCAGUCGCCUCGGAGACCUCGUCAGGUGGAGGUGACUCCCUAGUCAGGACGGAGGUGGUCACGUCGUUGUACGAGUCAUCGUCCUCCAUCGCUAGAAACCAGUCCGAGUCGAGCGGAGAUGGAGGCGUGACGCUGGGUUCCUCACGUGUGAGCACAGGUGGAGCAACAGACAUCAUAACUGAGCUACAACCCAAGGACGGAUCCACACACCAAACAUCUGCAGCACCCUCAGACAGCACCGCCUCAGCUGCACCCACCACCACCACUCCUCCACCGUCUGCAUCCAGCACCAGCACAUAUAGACCACCCAGGUCUCACAGCCAGACCCCGCCCACAGACACAGACUACACCCUUCAUCCAAACAUCUCAGAGAGUCUGACUCCAGGAGUAUUAUCAACAGCACCAACAGGUGAUGCGGUCCCUGCAAGUAGCACCUCAGCUCCAUCAGUCCCACAAACGAGUACAACAAACACCAGCACCACUGCUGCUGUAACCACACCCUCUACGAGCAGCAUAACAGCGCCUGCUCCAACCACAGCCACCAAAACCACACCUCCUACAGCCACCAGUAGCACCACCCCUGUCACAACUGCAGAGACUACAGUCGCACCAUCAAUAACAACACCAGCAACUACACACACAACCAUCCCUCUGCCAGCUACAACAGCCAGCUUGACACACACCAUCCAACCCUCCACUCGUGCCUCCACUCCCGCUACAACUGCAGCAACCACAGCCACGAACCCGUCUCUAACCACAGCCGUCGAUACCACACCUGCCACUGCCAGUACCACCACAACCACAGAGACUGCAGCCACACUAUCCAUAACAACACCAGCAACUACACCUACAUCCAUGGCACCAUCUCAUACCACAGUCACCAAAACCACACCACCCACCACUCCCAGUGAUAGUUUCCCAGCUACAACUGCAGAUAGUAGAACCACCAUGAGAUUCAUAACAAUCUCCGCUACAACCACUCCACCUACGACCGCAACAGCAUCUCCCGCUACAACCACCCCACCUACGACUGNAACAGCAUCUCCCGCUACAACCACCCCACCUACGACCGCAACAGCAUCUCCCGCUACAACCACCCCACCUACGACUGCAACAGCAUCUCCUGCUACAACCACCAAAACCACGGCAACCACCACUACCAGCCCCACAGCAACAAGCACCCGCGCUCCAGCAACAAGCAUGCUUCACACUACUACGUCCAGAGUCACCUCCACCACACCUGUCCAGACCUCAGAGGGUCCCCGAUGCUCCGCAGACCUGAAGGAGAUCAGCUCCAGCUCAGACUCCAUCGCGGUGCAGGUAACGUCCGCCGGUCUGUCCUGUAACUUCAGUCUGUUCUGCAUUCUGGACUCAUGGUCCAGUCCUGCCCACUGCAAGUCUGAUGGAGAGACCAGCAGCGCCACCAUCUGUAAUAUAACGGGACUGCAACCCGGGACAGUGUAUCAGCUGACAGCGGUUUCCAGGAAGGAUGGCGAGAUUAGCCACGGGACAGUUCAGACAGACCCAGUUGGCCCAGCUCAUCUGGACCUCCAGCUGGACCCAGCUCAACCUCAUCAUAAAAGCCUGUUUAUGGUUCUAAGCAGCUCGGCUCUGACGGUGUCCUGGACUCAGUCUACCGGUCGUGUGGACUGGUACGAUGUGACUCUGGAGGACACGAGCUCCGGAUUCCGGCGCAGGACCAGAAUCAAGGGCUCUGCAGCCUCCCAAACCGGGUUCACCUCCCUGAUUCCCGGGACUCUGUACAAAGUCAGUGUGGUAGCUUCAGCUGGGAACAAGAGCGCCUCACCUGUCCACGCAAUGACAGCUACAGCUCCCUCCUCAGUGGACGGCCUGCAGGUGGCGUCCUCUUCCUCACACAGCCUCGGGGUGACUUGGUGGAUCGGCUCGGGUCGCACGGAGAACCUCAGGGUUCUGCUGAGGGAUCGGGCUGGUGUUCUGCUGAAGAACAUCACUCUGAAGAACAGCAGCACCUCGGCAGAGCUGGAUGGUCUGCACCCAGGGACCCCGUACACCAUCACCGUGGUAACAGAAGCAGUCGGCCUUCAGAGCUCCGCCUCGACAGCAUCCGUCACAGCCCCAGCACAAGUGUCACGUCUCGUCCUCGAAAACAACGGCAGCUCAGACCACCUGCGGGCCUCCUGGCUCCCACCUAAAGGAGGGGUGGAAUCCUACCUGGUGACCCUGAGGGCUCCAGGAUCCGACACUCAGCUACGCCACCUUCUCCCCAACAUCACCCAAGUGGAGUUUGAGGGCCUGACCCCUGGGCGUAGCUACGAGGUGUCAGUCAGUUCCUCAGCAGGCAGUCAGAGCACCGAGAGCAGGAGCACAGCGAGGACAGUACCUGACCAGGUGUCAGCGCUCUCUAUGUCGGCUGAUGCUCGAACACUGUGGCUCCGCUGGCUGCCCCCCAGAGGCGACUGGGAGAACUACAGCGUCAUCCUGAAGAACGGCUCGGUGGUUCUGGCAAAUGAGACCGUCAGUAAGGCAAGCAGGCAGCACGCCUUCUCCGUCCUCAGCCUGGUCCCCGGACGACUCUACAGUGCAGAGGUCACAGUUCACAGUGGCGUUCUGAGCAACACAGCACGCUGCAGCAGUCAGCUGGCGCCGUGGCCCGUGCAGCAGCUGCUCGUACGCCAGGCUGACGAAACCUCACUGAGCGUCCGGUGGAGUCGGCCGCCCGGACAAUGGGACGGCUUCACCGUGCUCCUCAGGUGGGCAACCGCUGCUGCCACCAUUGUAGAUCAGAGAGUCCUCGGCUGGGAGGCCAAAGAGUGCACUUUCAACAGCAUCACGCCUGGGGGCCAGUACAUCAUUACCGUGACAACCAACAGCGGCAACCUGAGCAGUUCCGCCUCUGUGACGGCACGGACCACUCCGGCUCAGGUCAGUGGGCUGCGGCUCUCCAACCUCGGCAGCACCGACAGUCUGCAGGCGCGGUGGGCACCGGCCUCCGGAUAUCUGGACUCCUACCAAGUCUUGCUGGUUCACGACAGCAGCGUCAUCAAGAAUGAGAGCGUGAUGGCCAACAUCAGCAGCCUCAGCUUCCAGGCCCUGAGACCGGGCGCCCUGUAUCGCGUGGUGGUGACCACGGUCAGAGUGGGACACAUCUCCAGACAGACGGUGUCCGAGGGACGCACAGUGCCGGCGGCAGUGAGCGAUGUCAGGGUCAGCAACAACGGGCGCAUGGACUUCCUCAGCGUGUCUUGGAGUCAGGCUGUAGGUGAGGUGGACAGAUACCUGGUGACCCUGAGUGACCGGGAGAGGACCAUUCACACCCUCACCGUGCCCAAGUCGACCCCGACAUGCGUUUUCGACUCGCUGGUGUCUGGACGCCUCUACAACAUCUCCAUCACUACCUGCAGCGGUCUCUACAAAAAUCAGACGUUCAUCCAGGAGAGGACACAGCCGUCGAAGGUCCAGAGCCCCACAGCGACCCACAAUGCUUCGGACAGCUACCUGAAGGUGUACUGGCGUCACGCUGCUGGAGACUUCGACCUGUAUCAGGUGUUCAUCAAGCACAACAACGUCUUCCUGCAAAACAAGACAGUUCCAAAGACGGAGCACAACUGUGUGUUCACCGGCCUGGUGCCCGGCAGACUCUACACAGUGCUAGUGACCACGUGGAGCGGAAAGUACGAAGCCAUUGCCUCCACCCAUGGCAGCACCUUCCCGGCGGCAGUGCGUUCCCUGACUCUGGCUGGGCGGGGCACCGAGGACCUGCGGGUGACGUGGAUGGCAGCUCCGGGUGACGUGGAUCACUACGAAGUGCAGCUGCUGUUCAGCGACAUGAAGGUGUUUCCUCCCAUCACUCUGGGCAGCGGUGUGAGGGAUUGCGUCCUGUCAUCACUCACACCUGGGCGGCUUUACAAGAUCAUAGUUUCCACGUACAGCGGCACCAAUCAGAAGGCCCGGUACAUAGAGGGUCGCACAGUUCCCAGUAAAGUGAAGAACAUCCACAUUAGCAACAGUGGAGACAGCAGCAGUCUGAUGGUGAGCUGGACUCCUGGUCCGGGCGAUGUAGACGGAUUCUCCGUGUUUCUGUACAGAGAAAGCCGAAAGUUAAGUACCCGAAGCGUCCUCAAGCACCAGAACGAGGUGACGUUCGGCUCCCUGCAGCCCGGCCAGGUGUACACCAUCAUGGUUCAGUCUGUGAGUGGAGACCUGGUGAACAACAACACGGUCACAGGGCGCACAGUCCCCUCUGCAGUGACAGGGCUCCAGGUGGACUCCCACCACACCACCUGUAGUAUCCAGGUGAGCUGGCAGGAGGCUCUGGGUGUGGCUGAUGGAUAUGUCCUCCAAGUUCUGGACGACAGAGGCAGCAUGGUGAGAAACGUCUCUCAGCACUUUGGACACACCUGGCAGCAGUUUGACGGCCUCACACCAGGAAAGAAGUAUCGAGUGGUGGUCCAGACCACCAGCGGCGGGGUCCACAGUGUUGGGGUCAGCACUGAGGCUCGGACAAACCCAGCGGUGGUCACCAAUCUGGCCGUCACUGCAAACACCACCACCAGCCUGUCCUUCCACUGGUCGCCACCAGAGGGAGACUUUCAGCUGUAUGAAGUUUUUCUGUAUGAUCGUAAUGACCAGCUGCACGAGAAAAAGCGCGUCCAGUCCAACAGUCAGCAGUGUACUUUUCAGGGCCUCAGACCUGGUGCUCCUUACAAGAUGUUGAUCCAGAUCCACAGUGGAGACCAGACCAACCAGACCUCCAUCUACACCAGAACAGUCCCGUCAGCUGCAGCGUUCCUGAAAGCUAAGAGUGGAAACCAGUCUGACAGUCUUUGGGUAAACUGGGAGCAUGGUGGAGGUGAUUUAAGUGGAUACCAGCUGUAUCUCUACAACCCCAACGGUUCUCAGCAGGCCAUGCAUCAGCUGGGCUCAGAGGCCACAGGGUUCAUCUUCUCAGGCCUUGUAGCGGGUCGCCUGUAUCGAGCUGAGGUGCUGAGCCAGAGCGGCGGGCUCAGCAACAGGGCGAGCACCCUGGGCCGGACGGCUCCCAGACCACCUGCCUCCAUCUUGUUCAGGGGGGUGACCAACACCUCCCUGGAGAUCACAUGGAGCGGCCCUGUGGACUCCGACUAUGAUGACUUUGACCUGCAGUGGACUCCUCGGGACCGGCUGUCCAUCAUCAAUCCGUACCACACCCGGACGUCCAGCAACCGCAUCCUGAGGGGGAUGUUCCCUGGACGGCUCUACAACUUCAGCCUCCGCACCGUCAGUGGGACCACAGAGCCUGGGGCCACACCUACCUAUAGCACACCUAUCCGCAAAAGCAUCCGCACCAAGCCAGAGAGAGUCCACAGCCUCCACUGUCGCCCUCAGAGUUCCACCUCCAUCUCCUGCUCCUGGGUAACCCCGGACACUGAUUAUGACUCCUACACCAUCGAGUGUCUCCACAAGGAUUCCCACACACUGAUGUACUCCAGACUCGCUGAGCAGGACUCCAACAGCUACAUCAUCACUGAGCUGGAGCCUCACAAACACUACACAGUCUCUGUGAAGGUCAUGUCUGGUGGGAAGCCCAGCGACGAGGCUCAGGACAACGUGGUCACCAUGCUUGACCGUCCUCCUGUGCCCCCCUCCGGUACCCGGGUCAGUGAGCAGUCUGCUGUGGUCACCAAGUCCUCCAUCUCCUUCCAGUUUAACUGCAGCUGGUUCAGUGACGUUAAUGGAGCUGUUAAGUACUUCACUGUAGUGGUGACUGAGUCUGAAGAUGUUAGCCUAAUGCAGCUGGAGCAGAAGCACCCACUGCCCUCCUACCUGGACUACAGCUCCAACAGCUCCAUCAGGUCCUACCAGACCAGCUAUUUCCCCAGCCGAUGCACCGAGAGCCCUGACAGCACCACCCAGAGCUUUAACAUCACCUUGGGGACUGGGAUGGACUUGCUAGGGGGCACCUGUGAUGCCAGAGGCUCAGACCAGGACCCAGAGUCUAGUGGAGAGCUGAACCACUUCUGUGAUGGACCCCUGAAGCCAAAGACUGCCUACAGGAUCAGCGUCCGAGCUUUCACUCAGCUGUUUGAUGAUGAUGCAAAGGACUUGAGUGUCUUGUCUCCACUGUUCUCUGACACCUGCCUAUCGCAGCCCAUCAUCACUGAGGCUGAGCCUCUGAGCGGUGUCAUCGAAGGUGUAAGUGCUGGACUCUUCCUCGCUGCUGUGAUUGUGGGAAUCACUGCUCUGUUUGUCUGCAGGCACAGAACUCGCAAAGUUGAGGAAGAGAGGCUGGAGGUCAGGAUAAAUAUGAGGAGAGAGAGAGCAGCAGCGGGGAACCAGCUGGGUGUCAGAGGCAGCCGUCGAAUCUCCAGUCCCAUUAAGAUUGUGAACUUUGAGUCUCACUACAGCAAACUACAGGCUGACUCCAACUACCUGAUGUCAGAGGAGUAUGAGGAUCUGAAGGACGUCGGUCGUAACCAGCCUCUGGACUCGGCUCUGCUGCCGGAGAACCGGGGAAAGAACCGAUACAAUAACAUCCUGCCCUACGACUCGACGAGGGUCAAGCUGUCCUACGUUGAUGACGACCCCUGCUCUGACUACAUCAAUGCCAGUUACAUCCCAGGUAACAGCUUCCGGCGGGAGUACAUCGCCACACAGGGUCCUCUGCCUGGAACUAAAGACGACUUCUGGAAGAUGGUUUGGGAGCAGAAUGUCCACAAUGUGGUGAUGGUCACUCAGUGUGUGGAGAAAGGAAGGGUGAAAUGUGAUCACUACUGGCCGUUCGAUCAGGAUCCUCUGUACUACGGAGACCUGAUCGUCCAGAUGCUGUCAGAAUCGGUUCUACCUGAGUGGACGAUCAGAGAGUUUAACAUCUACAGCGAGGAGCAGCUCGGCUUCAGCCGCCUGGUUCGUCAGUUUCACUACACGGUGUGGCCGGACCACGGUGUCCCAGAGACCACUCAGUCCCUCAUCCAGUUUGUCCGUACUGUCCGAGACUACGUCAACAGGACUUCGGGAUCUGGAGCCACUGUAGUCCACUGCAGCGCCGGUGUGGGCCGGACGGGGACUUUCAUUGUCCUGGAUCGAGUGCUGCAGCAACUGGACGCCAAAGACACGGUGGAUAUCUACAGCGCCGUGUUUGACCUGCGACUCCAUCGAUCCCACAUGGUGCAGACUGAGGUGCAGUAUGCAUACCUGCAUCAGUGUGUCAGAGACGUUCUCAGAGCCAGGAAGCUACGCAGCGAGCAGGAGGGAAUGUACAGGAUGUGAGGCGACGCUGACCCUGACCGUAACGAUUGUACUGACUGCUGAGCCAUUGCUGAGCUCUUCAGAGAGACAUGUCCAUAUAUUUUUCUACAGUGUUCGUAUGUCACAGAGAAAUGUUUAUAACUUUAAUUUGUUUUAAUUUAUGUUCAGCUGUGUGAUGUCUUUCUGUAUAGAUUAUCUAUAGAUUAUUGGUUGUAUCAUCUCCUAUGUGUUUGAUUUGCUGGAAUAUUGGCUCCAGUUUCUUGGUUGAGUUUCUGUUGUCCUGUUUAUAUCUCUGUCACAGGUGCUCAUACCUGUAAGUUUACCUGUGCUUGUACCUGUAAGUGUACCUGUGCUCGUCUGUAUGUGAGCAGCUUAUUAAACACACAACACAAAAUUA
Pundamilia nyererei is the source of this 8101-nucleotide messenger RNA. It is a transcript of the gene ptprbl, whose product is annotated as protein tyrosine phosphatase receptor type B, like. The record is from RefSeq and is a predicted model, not a curated record. The transcript is spliced from 34 exons. Bases 268 to 7725 code for a protein of 2485 amino acids. Lineage: Eukaryota; Metazoa; Chordata; Actinopteri; Cichliformes; Cichlidae. Gene Ontology annotation, biological process: angiogenesis; peptidyl-tyrosine dephosphorylation involved in inactivation of protein kinase activity. Gene Ontology annotation, cellular component: signaling receptor complex. Gene Ontology annotation, molecular function: cadherin binding; protein tyrosine phosphatase activity.